CUCUUACCUUCAGCCCAACCAACUCCAACCCUCGAGCUCAACGCCCUCUCCUAUCCCUCAAGAUGGAUUCCAGCAAGCAGCCCGUUAAGCUCGUCAAGGUGACCCGUGUCCUCGGUCGCACCGGAUCCCGUGGUGGUGUCACCCAGGUCCGCGUCGAGUUCAUGGACGACACCUCGCGCUCCAUCAUCCGCAACGUCAAGGGCCCAGUCCGCGUUGACGACAUCCUCUGCUUGCUCGAGUCCGAGCGCGAGGCCCGCCGUCUCCGUUAAAAUCCACCAAAACGAAAUUUCGCUCGCGUCAUCUAUUUUGUCUCUCUUCUUCUCUCGCAUAUCCCUUACGACCGGUUUUUCAUGAUUACUCUUCGGCCAAAAUCGAGUCCCCUGUUUUUCUUUCUUGCCGUACCUUCAACCUCCUAUCUUCCUCAGCCCUAAACCGCCGCGCUGCCCAAUCAUCCCCGCCUGCCGACUCUCAAGGGGCCGUUUCUACGAUUUCCGACGUUUCGACUGGAGGUAAUGGCUUGGGUGGAUUGACUUUUUGGUUUUUGUAACGCCAAAAGUCCCGGAAGGUCGAUUAUGGAGAAACGAUCGUGAGAGAGAGGAGCAGAGAGCCACAAAAAGAUAAUAGAAAGCCUUUUUUUUAUUGAUACGAGAAAACGAAAUCAAGUUCUUGCGCGAGGGCUGGUUUGUGGACUUGUGGCACGGUCUGGUCUGGUUUCGAUCUUGGUGUUUUACUACAUACACACGUCCAUUUAGGCGUGCUUGCAUGGGCUCAAUGCGACAAACGAGGUUGUGAUGUUGUUUCCUUUCUUUUCUUCCUCGUACCAGCUUUUUCCCCAUCACUGGUACUUAGAAAAGACAAA
Molecule: messenger RNA, 859 nt
Organism: Penicillium coprophilum
Lineage: Eukaryota; Fungi; Ascomycota; Eurotiomycetes; Eurotiales; Aspergillaceae
Product: 40S ribosomal protein eS28
Exons: 3
Coding region: 63-269 (68 amino acids)
Biological process (GO): ribosomal small subunit assembly; translation; maturation of SSU-rRNA
Cellular component (GO): cytosolic small ribosomal subunit; ribosome
Molecular function (GO): structural constituent of ribosome
Source: RefSeq, a predicted model, not a curated record